AUGGAGGAACAGCAAUCUGAAGGGCAUCCAGUGAGUGACAAUGAAGAGGAACCAGUGCAGCCCACCAAUGCAGAUGUAACAGUAACCAAAUCACCCAAGAAAGAAAAAAGAACUGCCAAAAGAAAGAGCAUUGCUCAACCCAAGGAAAAGCAAACUGUUGAUCCUUCCAGGGAUCAACAGAAUGCAGAGAAAACUACUGAGGAACAGCAAACUGAGGAACCGUCUGCCAGGAGAUCACCAAGAACAAGGUCUGGUGUCCAGAGUGUUGCGCAAAUUGCUCAGCGCAGUAGAAAAAGGAAGCGUCCUGAGCAGCUUGAGACCCACACUGCUACUGAACCCACUCAUCUACCCAAGUUCAUUGACGAUGAAACCAGAGAAAAGUUUGAAUGGAUCUCGAAAGGCAAAUCACAUACUGAUCUCAUUUCUCGUGUCAACUCUGUUAACAUUGAACUGAACCCUGACAUUGUUAACUCUAACAAGGGAAAAGCUCCGGCAACUGGAGAAGAAAUUGAAGAGGAGGAUGAUGAUGAUGAGGAUGAGGACACUGAGAAAGAAGACCUUGCUCAGUUUCGUCUGGCUAGAAGAAAGCCUGGAUCCUCCAAAUCAUAUUUUAGGCACCCCUAG
Coffea arabica (coffee) is the source of this 624-nucleotide messenger RNA. The record is from RefSeq and is a predicted model, not a curated record. NCBI's taxonomy places the organism in Eukaryota, Viridiplantae, Streptophyta, Magnoliopsida, Gentianales, Rubiaceae.